Cooperia oncophora is the source of this 462-nucleotide messenger RNA. Lineage: Eukaryota; Metazoa; Nematoda; Chromadorea; Rhabditida; Trichostrongylidae. The record is from the annotation of a GenBank genome assembly.
AUGGCAUUCCGCGGUACGAGAGGAGGACCAAGUACUAGUACCACGCAUGAUGGAAGUUAUCUUGAACGUCAUAAUGACAGUCUAGUUGAUGAAUUGUCGACGAAGGUUGCGGCACUCAAAAAGGUUACCAUAUCAAUCGGAGAAGAUGUUAGAGAACAGAAUCGCUUACUAAAUAGCAUGGAUGAUGAUUUUGACGCCUCAAAAGGAUUGUUAUCAUCUACAAUGAGGCGUCUUGGUAUUGUUAGCAAGGCAGGAGGUCGGUUCAUCGUUUCAUUACACUUUUUUUACGAUUCUUAUGAACUGUUAAUGUCACUUGGUUCCUGUAUGUCCUACAAGUUUGAUAAGCAAGAGUCUGAUGUGUUAUUUGAUGUUGUUCGCUCUAUUCGUCUUCUUCGUUAUUUAUUAUUUGGCAAGGUAGAAGCGAACAAGGAUAAGGCACAAAUGAGCGGAGACCAUCCGUAA